ACAGUAAAUCCGCCGUUUAUCCGGGAAUAUCCAGCCACCCAGCAGCUCCAUUGUCCGCGAAUCAUGUUCAGGCUACUGAUCCCAUGCCUGAUAUGGCUCUCCAGCGUCCGAUCGGAAACCGCAAUGUCCAUGCACAUGCCGGACGGCAUGAUGGAGGACAAAGCGGGCAUGACGGACGCCAUGAUGCUCAAACCGAAACGAGAAUCAUACCAUAACCCGUGUCCACCGGUUUACUCUCAUCCAAUCUCGUAUUCGCCGCCCCCGCAAAUUUAUAUAAAACCGGUGGUCCAUCCAGCGCCGAUGCCAAUCAUUCAUCAGCCAGUUCAAGUUGUCCAGAAGCCGGUGAUCACCUAUGUGAAGCCAGCACCACCUCCUGUUGUCGUGAAACCCGUGGUCCAGCCUAAGGUUGUGGUGCCGAUCUACCAGAAACCGAUGAUCUCGUACGCGCCUAUCUACCAGAAGCCCAUUUAUUACGCGCCGAUGGUGCAAAAGGUGAUGUACGAACAGCCAAAAGUCCUAUUGAAGAAGAUAGAAGUUCCCGUCACCCAAGUGAUCCAGAAGCCCCAGAUCGCAUAUCCUAUUCAAUAUCAUCAGCCGAAAGUGGUGCACGCACCGGAGCCGCAGAUCAAUUACGUGAAAAUCUCGCAGCCGAUUAUCCACCAUCAGCCUGUGUUCCAGUCGCCCGUGAAACCAUGGUGCCCGUAG
Molecule: messenger RNA, 705 nt
Organism: Nomia melanderi (Alkali bee)
Lineage: Eukaryota; Metazoa; Arthropoda; Insecta; Hymenoptera; Halictidae
Source: RefSeq, a predicted model, not a curated record